Molecule: messenger RNA, 1983 nt
Organism: Lindgomyces ingoldianus
Lineage: Eukaryota; Fungi; Ascomycota; Dothideomycetes; Pleosporales; Lindgomycetaceae
Product: tripeptidyl-peptidase-like protein
Exons: 3
Coding region: 136-1971 (611 amino acids)
Biological process (GO): proteolysis
Molecular function (GO): serine-type endopeptidase activity; tripeptidyl-peptidase activity
Source: RefSeq, a predicted model, not a curated record
CUUUAUUCAAGUAGGACGUGCUGAGCAAGGAGCUCGCGGCCAAGCGCUGAGACCUGUACAGCUCUCCCUCGUUCCCUUCCAUCUCAGUAUUUCUUCUUUUAGGCUCCCAUUGUCUGUUUAUCACCACUCUUCACAAUGAGGUACUCGACCUUGGUCGCGGGAGUGUUGUCCCUCGCGGGCGUCGCCACUUGCGCAACGACUUCCCAUGUCGAGACUCUCGAGCCUAUGGAGAACCUGCAGCACGUUCCUCAAGGCUGGAAAGAGGUUGGCGCUCCUGCGCAGACCCGCAGGUUGCACUUCCGCAUUGCUGUCACUCAGCCUAAUCAUGAUCUAUUUGAGCAGACCUUAAUGGAAAUUUCGACUCCACACCAUCAACGAUAUGGUCAGCACUUGAAGCGCGACGAACUCAAAGCACUCAUCAAACCGCGUGCUGAGUCAACUGAUUCUGUGCUCAAGUGGCUGAAGGACUCAGGUAUCUCAUCUGACGACAUCGUAGAUGAUGGUGAAUGGGUCAACUUUGUGGCUCCUGUUUCAACAGCCGAAAAGAUGAUGGACACCACCUUCAAAACUUAUCAGAGUCUUGUACGAAAGGAAGUCAAGAAAAUUCGCGCUCUUAAAUACUCGGUCCCUAAGGACAUUCAUGACCACAUCGACAUGAUUCAACCGACAACGCGCUUUGGCCAGAUCCGGCCGCAGAUGAGCCAAAUCAUUGAUAAGCAGGUCGUCGGUGUCGAGAAGGCUGUGAAUGCCAGCUGCAACAACUACAUCACCCCUCAAUGUCUCAAGGAACUGUACAACUUUGCCGAUUUCAAAGCUGAUCCCAAGGUGCCCACACUCAUUGGUGUGAAUGGCUUCUUGGAAGAAUAUGCCCGAUUCAAGGACUUUGCAGACUUCGCGAAGGCAUUCGCUCCCUGGGCUGUUGGAAGCAACUUCACCUGGACAUCUGUCAACGGUGGUAUCCUAGAUCAGCGAGCAACAAAUGACAGCGUUGAAGCCAAUUUGGAUGUUCAGUACACUGCCGGUCUCGUUGCACCCGCCAUCAAGACGAACUACUACAGCACACCCGGCCGUGGAAUGCUUGUCCCUGAUCUUGACCAACCUUCUGAGGCGGACAACCAGAAUGAACCCUAUCUAGACUUAUUUACCUACCUAGUUGGCCUCCCUGAUGGCCAACUCCCCCAGGUUCUUACCACUUCGUAUGGGGAAGAUGAACAGAGCGUACCCGAGGAGUACUCGAAAAAGGUUUGUGACAUGAUAGGCCAACUCGGUACCAGGGGCGUUUCCGUACUCUUCUCCAGCGGCGACACCGGCGUCGGCUCCGCCUGCCAGUCCAAUGACGGCAAGAACACUACCCGGUUCUUGCCCAUCUUCCCGGCUUCCUGUCCGUAUGUCACUUCAGUCGGCGGGACAACCAAUGUUUCGCCCGAACAAGCCGUUUCUUUCUCCUCCGGUGGCUUUUCUGACCGCUGGCCGCGCCCUUCAUACCAAGACGCUGCGGUCACUGAUUACCUCAAGAAGCUUGGCAGUCGGUGGGAAGGUCUGUACAACCCCAAUGGUCGUGGUUUCCCAGAUGUUGCCGCACAGGGUACUCGCUACCGUGUCAUCGAUAAGGGCACGCAAAUCUCAGUUGGUGGGACUAGCGCCUCUGCGCCAACUUUCGCUUCUAUUGUUGGGUUGCUCAAUAAUGCUCGCAUUUCAGCGGGCAAACCCGCUCUUGGUUUCUUGAACCCGUGGAUCUACAGCCAGGGUUACAAGGGCUUGAACGAUAUCACAAAGGGCGGCUCCACAGGCUGCGUAGGAAGGAGCAUAUAUUCCGGCCUAGCGGCACCAUACGUGCCGUAUGCGUCCUGGAACGCGACCGAAGGAUGGGAUCCAGUAACGGGUUAUGGCACGCCGGACUUUGGGAAGCUGUUGAAGAUUUCUGAGUCUGGUACCUAUUCUGGGAGGAGGGGUCUCCAUGGUCGGUUUUAAGCGACGGUUUCC